Molecule: messenger RNA, 3111 nt
Organism: Gloeophyllum trabeum ATCC 11539
Lineage: Eukaryota; Fungi; Basidiomycota; Agaricomycetes; Gloeophyllales; Gloeophyllaceae
Exons: 10
Coding region: 1-3111 (1036 amino acids)
Source: RefSeq, a predicted model, not a curated record
AUGUUUUUACUGGAUAUGUUGGACAAUCUCCCGCGACUUAAAGUGUCCAGCUCGCUUAUGCGAGUAUUUAUCUGGGUCUUGAAGCAUGCCGGAGCUCGAGAUGUCCCAUCAUUUGAUUAUCUGCGAAAGGUUCAAGCAAGCCUCCGGAAGCGCUGUGGUGUACCUACACAACAGUACAAAAGCGCAAAGAGUAACAUAUUCUUUUACAACGACCCGACGGACUACAUUGCAAAGGACUGGGCAAAUCCAUCGGUCCGGAAAGAAAUCAGAACAUAUCCAGUAAUCCCAGACGGUCCCAUAUCUGAGUGGUGGCAUGCCGAGAAGCUCCAUAAGGAGAUGGACCUCGACAUACUCUCACCGAUGUAUGAUGCUGGAGGGGGGCGGCAUUACUAUGUGAAUGAAAUAGCUAGAAUGAAGAACGGUGAAUAUAUUAUUCCGAUUCGCUGGCUCGAGAGGGAAAGGGAUCGGGCUAUCGUAGCAGAUUCCUAUCGCCUGAUUCCCCUGAAUGAUGGGGUGAGUGCCGACACAUAUACCGUCGAUGAUACUGCCCCUGUGCUAAUUGAAGCCACAAUGCUGGAAGUGACUUACCCCGAGCUGAAAACCUUUGGAGCCAUUCCAAAGUGCGCCAGUGAGUGCGGUAGCUCACCUUCAUUGAGAGAGAUGCCAAACCGUUUACGAGAGCUUGCUUGCGGUGAUCCGCUUUACUCAAGUUUUGUGGACUACUGGUCCGACGACGUGUCGGGAAAUCGCUCCAAAUCAUACAAUAAACACAUAAAUGCUUGCAUAACGCACCGAAAUCUGCCACGGCAUCUCCUACAGCAGGAGAUACAUGUACAUUUUGUGUCUACUUCGCAGCAUGCGUCCCCCCCGGAGCAAUUCCAGGCGUUUAAGGAUGUUGUUGAAUCAACACACAAGCAGCCUGUUAGAUCAUAUGACGCACUUACUGGUGAAGCAGUGAGGUUCCGACUAUUCACUAAUACGGGCCCAGGUGAUAAUCCGCUGCAAAGCGAGAUUUGCGGUCAUAUCGGCGUAAAGGGAAACUAUUACUGCCGCAAGUGCAACGUUGGGGGAACGGGGAUUGAGAAGGAAAGUGAGGACGGAUACAAGGCUUUAUUUAAGCCUGGAGAACCACGGUCAGCGGCAGCAACAUUAAGGGAGGUGGACAAGCAGCUUCUCGCUGCCUGCACCGGAAAUGCAGCAAGUGUGGAUAGACUGCAGACCUCGACGGGUGUGAAGGACAUGUACACACAGUACUGGAUUGAGGACCUGAUUGAGCGGGCCCGCAAAAUGAAAGCCGAUGGCAAAAAGCCUCAAGAGAUCCGACGUACACUUGAGGAGUGGGUCGCAAGCCACCGAGAUUCAAUCAUCAACCCAUAUCUCACCAUCCGCGGAUUUGACCCAAGCAAAGAUACCCCUGUCGAAAUCCUCCACACCAUCCUGCUCGGAACGGUGAAAUAUAUCUGGUAUAUGUCCCACUCAACCUGGAAUGACUCACAGAAGAAGUUAUAUGCUGUCCGGCUCCAAGCAACAAACCCUUUGGGCCUUAACUUACAUGCGAUAUGGGCGGACUACAUAAUGCAGUUCGCCAACUCCUUGAUUGGCCGCCAGCUCAAAACCGUUGCGCAAACAAGCUGCUUUCAUGUCCAUGACUUGGUUGGACCCUUGCAAUUCUCGUUGUGGAAAGCCUCGGGUGAACUGAACGCACUGCUGUGGUUCCCCGAGAUUGACUGCAUGGAGCAGUACCUGCAUGAUCUGGAUGUUGCCAUAGGCAACGUACUCGACCUUUUUAGCAUGAUUGACGCGAAGAAGAUAGUUAGUAAAGCAAAACUUCACCUUCUACCUCACCUAGCCGAGGAUAUUCGCCGACUUGGACCGAUUCUCGGCGCAUUGGUGGAAAUGUUUGAAUCCUAUAAUGCUGUAUUCCGAAACAGUUCCAUUUACUCCAACCAUCUUGCACCAAGUCGUGAUAUUGCAAUUGAUCUCGGUGGUCUCGAGAGCUUCAAGCACCGCAUACUUGGCGGAUACUGGCGCUCACCUGAGGACAAUGAAGUAUGGGAAUGUGCUGGGCCCGAAGUACGGGAUUUCCUGAAGCAAAACCCGAUCCUACAGCGUCAGAUAGGGUGGACGGAGGAGGAUAAACUGACUCCGGGUACAGUGCGCAUCGCACCAUUUGUGAGACAUACGCGUCAACGCCCGACUGUUAGCUGGGAUAAGACCUACGCUUCGCGUGCCGUGAACCAUGCAAGCUUUGCUGGUUUGGGCCGAACUUGGAAUCCCUGCUUGUACGCCGUCUCACGUACCUCAGAGCGGUGCCCUGCUGGAGCAUGGAUAUUUGGGCACUCACCUGUUACUAAUUCCCUCGUUAUAGGGAAGAUCAUCGAGAUACUCACAGAUGCGGAGUCUCGUACGUCGAUUGUAGUACUUGACCAAUUCACGGUUGGCUCGUCUCGUCACCCAAUCUUUGGAAUGCCUACCUUGACUCGGAGGAUGGGCGAGAUAACCUAUAUCUGCGUCAGGCCUGAUGAAAUUGACUUUGCGGUCAAUGUGCAACACGACUGUCACACGGCAGGGUGCACAGCCAGUGCACUAUGCCCUCGCAAGCAGGAGCGCCUUGAAUGUGGUAUAUUUGAUGCUGCCAUCGCGCAUGAAGAUGACGAAAAUUACAUUAUAAACACUCACGCAUUCCACAAUGCACAUCUAAUUCGGCGUGCCCUUCCUCGACACCUGACAGCGCCGAUACCUGCAGUCUCGGAUCGGGAAAAGAAACAUGCGGAAUUGGCACAGUCGCUACAUUCCACGCAGACUGCAAGGCGGGAAAGCCAGCGGAGAGCACGAGAAGUCAAGAAAACAGAGGCAAAGCUUGCGAAGGCUGCAGCAAGCGGUCCAACUGCGGUAACCAAAGAUGUGCAGUUGGCUGAGACCGGUGGAAGCGACGGUGAAGGUGUCGAUGAGGACAAGGAUGACCCUGAAGAUGUCAGCAAAGAUGAAGGAGAACCUGAAGGUGUCAGCGAGAACGAUGGCCCUGAUGAGGACAAUGAAGGUUGGGAUUGCAACAAUGGCGUGGCAGGGGGAGGAGGGUAUACGAGUCGAAAAAGACGUAGGCUCAGUUAG